AUGCAACUGCAAUGGGCAUACAAUCCUCAAAUAAAAAACAACAAACGAAAACAAAGGAAAAAAGAAAUCUUUAAAUAUGAUCAAAUGUCAUCAGAUCUGUGGACAGAAUUCUCAAGCUCAAUCACAACCAAUCUAAAAGAAAAUACAACUGCACAAGAAAUAAAAGAUGCUAGAGGCACUAAUCACAUAGCUAAAAGUUCAGCAAAAGACAAUAUACCAAGCCAGAAAACUAGAAAACAACCUUGCCCACCAAAUCCUACUUCACAAUAUAUGCAAAGCGAUGAAGUUAUUACAGAACCAGAACUAAUACAAAAAGAA
Cetraspora pellucida is the source of this 318-nucleotide messenger RNA. NCBI's taxonomy places the organism in Eukaryota, Fungi, Glomeromycota, Glomeromycetes, Diversisporales, Gigasporaceae. The record is from the annotation of a GenBank genome assembly.